Molecule: messenger RNA, 4268 nt
Organism: Nothobranchius furzeri (turquoise killifish)
Lineage: Eukaryota; Metazoa; Chordata; Actinopteri; Cyprinodontiformes; Nothobranchiidae
Product: interferon-induced, double-stranded RNA-activated protein kinase
Biological process (GO): protein phosphorylation
Cellular component (GO): cytoplasm; nucleus
Molecular function (GO): double-stranded RNA binding; ATP binding; eukaryotic translation initiation factor 2alpha kinase activity
Source: RefSeq, a predicted model, not a curated record
AAUAGCUUUACAACACCAAAAGUUGCACCGGAACUGAGCGACCGACUCUUCCAGUUUCAUUUUCGACCGAACCCGAUAGAUUGAUGCCCAGAAUCGAAACCAAGCGGCUGGACGGUUUCCGUCUGGAGGAGCCCGCAGAGCCGCCGCCGCGGAGGACCAGAGACACGAGUCUCAACCAGAUUCCUCCUGUUUUCUGUCAUUUGCUGCGUCAUUACGAUGGAGCCCUACAACGCUGUAGCUAAACUUCACGAAUAUGCGCAGAAAAAUCGUCUGUUGCUGAAUUAUGAGGUCCUCGGUGUUGAAGGCCCCGACCACAUUAAAAAAUUCACUCAGAGAGUUGUUCUAGAUGGCAAAAAGUAUCCAUGUGGUGAGGGGAAAAGCAAGAAGGAUGCCAAGCAAAAUGCUGCUCAUAAUGCCCUGAAAUGUCUGUGUGAAGAUGGACAUCUGGACUCUGCAGAGAAUUUAGCAGAAUCUGUUGGUCAGACAGAUAUCAACUACAUAUGUUGGCUUAAUCAGUAUGGACAGCGGAACGGCGUAACUGUGACGCCUGUGGAGACGACAAAACUUGGAGCUACUAAUGCAAUUCUUUUACCUAGGUGGUGUAAGUUUGUGGUUGGGGAGACAGAAUACCCAGAGGUGUCUGGAAAGACGAAGAGGGAGGCCAAAGAGGAAGCAGCCAAACGGGUGUAUGAUAUUAUAAACUGUAAUGGAACUGCAGAGACCUCAAAUGCAACAAGUCGACCAAAUGAGAAAUUCCCUAAAAGUAUUUCAGACGUUUGUGAAAACACUGGAAGCUUGAGCAUGGACCCUGCAGACAACAGCUUUACAAAGACAAACUUCAUUGGGAUGAUUUAUCACUACUGUCAGAAAAAAAACUGCCGUCCUUCGUUUAUAGAAGUAGAGAGAAGAGGUCCGUCUCAUGAUCCCUGUUUUUCCUACAAAUUAGUAAUAGACAAGAAGGAAUACCCUGUUGUUGAGGGCAAGAGUGUUAAAGAAGCCAAACAGAAUGCAGCUAAAUCCGCCUGGUCUGUUCUUCAGGAACAAUCCGAUUAUGACAGCAAGGUGUCUGUCAGCUCAUCUGAGGGCGAUGCAGGAAUUUCAUCACCAACACAGUCAACUCAAAAAGACUCUAGUGAAUUAUCACAAAACACGAGUGACUCGGUGAUAUUUGCUGACUCAGUAAAGCCUCCCAGCAAGCAGGACGUCAAAAGUAAAGCUACUGAACCUGCAGCUUGUACACCAGCUGAGCCAAGGUUUAAAUCAGAUUUUGAAGUCACCGGGCCACUUGGCAGAGGAGGCUUUGGUCGAGUUUACACAGUAAAGGAAAAACUGUUGGGCAAGAAUUACGCCGUGAAGAUUGUUCGCAGCACAAAAAAAGCUUUGCGAGAGGUGAUCGCAUUAUCGGACCUCCUGCACACCAACAUUGUUAGAUACUACAAUUGUUGGGAAGAAGAUUCAAGAUACCAAGAUGAGGACUUCAGUGUCAGCUCCUCUGACUCUAAGAGUAGCUCGUGUCAACAAUACCUCUACAUUAAAAUGGAAUUAUGUAAACAAGAGACCCUUAGAGACUGGAUACAAGAGAAGAACAUUAAUGAUCUAAAAGGCCCACAGAGAAGAGCAGAAGGUCUUCCUAUUGCCCAGCAGAUAGUCAGUGGAGUCGAAUGCAUUCACUCCAACAACCUCAUUCACAGAGACCUCAAGCCUGCCAAUAUAAUGUUUGGGAGCGACGGAACGGUGAAGAUCGGAGACUUUGGUCUGGCCACAACUGAUACAGAUGAGAAUGAUGAAAACCUGCUGGAGAAGACUAAAGGAACUGGAACCAGAUCUUACAUGGCUCCGGAACAGAAGACCGGUAAAAAAUAUGACCGUAAAGUGGACAUGUUCGCUUUUGGGUUGAUCUUCUUUGAGCUUCUUUGGAAGCUCUCGUCCGGCCAUGAAAGAGUCAAGAUUUGGGAUGGCGUGAGGCAGAAGAAAUUUCCGUCACAGUUUUUCCUGACUUUUCCACAAGAGGAUCUAAUAAUUAAAUUGUUGCUGUGUGAGGAUCCAGAGAAACGACCGGAAGCAACGGCCCUCAAGUCUGAGCUGGAAAAGUUAAACGCAUCCGAACGUUUAAAUCGGGAGAGUCGCACCGUCUGACUCAUCGGCGUCAGCUUUUAUCCUCCUGAAGAGGACAAAUACAGAUGUCGGGGGUUUGGUCGUCUGUGGGGAAUGUCGUUUAUUUUCGAUGCACUUUGAAAGCACUUGAAUCAUGAGCUUUGCAGAAAAUGAACAAUCACAAUUAAUCAAACAUGUGAAAAACAAACUACAAAAUGUGUUUAUUUAAAAGGUGUGCUAUAGUUAGGAUUACUUUAGCCUUGUGCAUUUUAACAAUUUAACAGUGGGUCUUUUAUUCUUGUCUGAAAAGGUUGGGCUACAUGUGAGUGCUUUAAGACCAAGAACUGUUGUAUUCAUAAGAGUUUUAUUACAAGUUAGUACUUAAAUUCAUUAUCUAUGAGGAAGCUUAGCCCACGGUGCAAAAAUCUAGUUUGGACGUCCUACAGACGUGGUCUGGACCGACGGGCUCAAUAUAGACAUGAUCUGCACAUCCAUGCAACGUUUGCAGGGUAAGAAUGUGUUCUAAAAAGUGUUUGGUCUAAAGUGGUCAUUUGCUUUAAAGCUGCUAUAGCAAUUUUGGAAAACAAAUUAGCUUAAAAAAAUUUUUGUACCUCUUAACAACGUUCUAACAUAUAGUUACAAAUAUAUUGUGGAGAUAAAAAAACACGAAGAAAAUGAAUGAAGUGGCUCUCUCGCAUUUGUCUAAAUACUUCCGCCAAUAGUUGCGUUCGGACCAAAAACAACUAUUGGACCAUCCGGUUGUUAGUCUGGCCUAACCGCCUCACUUCCAUGGGUCCUCCAUUCAUUACGCACUGGCGUUUUUAGCAACAGAACAUCACUGGUGUGAGAGGUUCUCCUCCAGCUGGCUGCUACCACUUCAACUUUAGGACAAACUAUUAAUCCCACAUAGAAAAAAACAUUUAAAGACACAGACAACAAAAGACGUUUGGACCUGUAAAACAGCGACUGGUGUUUAGCACUAUCUCGUUUCCUCCGGCAUCGUGGGUCUUUGGUUCCGGCAGAAGCGUCUCAGGGAAUACAUGCGAGGGGAGGGGUUCCGUGACCGUGUUUGCGUUCAAAACCUAGCUUGUUCUGUAAAUUUGCUAAAGCAGCUUUAACGGUUGAUAGCAUUUUUUUAUCUUAAUGGUGAUGUGUUGAGCAAAUCAAUUAAUAACCCAAGGAAUUUGUGACAAUUGUCAAACAUAACCGUUAAACCGUAAGAGUGUAUAAACCUUAAAGUGUCUAGAUGGCGUAUCGGAACUAGUACCUUCAUCAAAAACCAGCCAUAUCUAGUCCUAUACAUGUAUACUGCCCUCUGGUGGAGGAUGCACACAGGUGGUGAGGGCCUAUUUUAUUUUAAUAAUAAAAUAAAACGUAUUUAUAUUUUUUUAUGUCAGCAGCCAACAAAUGGUUAAUUUUAGAAAAACUAGAUAUUAUAUUUAUUGCUUUAUAUUUGAGACUUGAAGAGGUUAAAUAUGGGUUGAGUUAAAUACCUGUAAUGUACCUGUUAAUGUACCUGGUACAUGCCUUAAACAAGCUGACAGAUCGGCUUUACAAAUUUAAAAUGAUUUGCCAUUUCUUACCACGCUCUUUGUAGCUUGAAGACUGUUGGCUAGCCGUGUUCACAUAACUGUAGGUUGGAGCGUUUGUGUUCUUUUCUUUAUAAGGCUAUAUAAAGUGAACUGCCCCCUACCUAUGUUCCCUCUUGGCUCCUAAAUCCAUCAACAGAAGUUAUAAUAUUAGAUUACAUGGCCAUGUUAUGUAUGAAACUCCUCAAAUGAACUGGCUUUGGUGAAAAUGCCUUAAAAGUUGUUGAACCCUCAUCUUGAUUUAAAUUGCUGAGUCAUUUACCAACAAUGGCUUAUUUUUGAUCCAGAAUAAGAGUUUUUAAUUACAAACUGCACAUGUCUUGGUACUAAGGGCUGCUGGUGAUCAUGUUGUGAUCAUAUUGUAAAAUUUGCACUGUACUUUUUUUUUCUUAUGUUGUUGUUGUUGUCUUUUGUUUUGAGACUAUUUAGAUGCUGUAUUGGCCCGGACUCUUGCUAAAGAGAUUUUGAAUCUCAGUGAGAUUACUCUUGGUAAAACAAAAGUCAAAGCAUUUUGAAUGUACAGAAUGAUGACUGUUAUGGAGGGUUUUUUUUCUCUCAAUAAUAAACUUCAUUUAAAGAUCUUUA